AUGUCUCUAGAUUAUUCGAAUGCGAUGCUUCAACAUCAGAUCAUGAAUUGUUUCCUAUCUCAAAUGCAGGCAAUGCUGACGACGGCAGCACCUCCAGCUCCAUCUCAACCUGCUACAGCUCUUGUCGACGACGUGGCGCGAUGCUCGCCGUCGGCAAGUGCGACCGAUUCGAGCAGCAGCAGCGGCGUCUCGUCGGUAUUCCUCAUCAUCGCCUCCGUCUCAUUCCAUUGCCUAUUCGAUUUUCAGCGAUGCUGUUCCAACGAGAGCGCGUCGACGUCGCGUCCGAUUCGCCGCGGUCGUCCGCAGCAGACCAUCAACGACGGCGACGACGAGGCGAGCCAGAAGAAGAAGCAUCGGCGGAUGUACGCGCGCAAAUAUCGCGCCGAGAUGCGUCAGAAGGUCGACAACGAGCGCGCGCUCGCCGCCGAGGUGCGCCGAAUGAGCGCCGACAUCGCGCGACUCGAGCAGCAGCGCGACAUGCUCAACGAGCAGCUCCAGCGCAAGGACGCCCUCAUCAAUCAGCUUCUGUUGCGCCACCAGUGA
Caenorhabditis bovis is the source of this 543-nucleotide messenger RNA. NCBI's taxonomy places the organism in Eukaryota, Metazoa, Nematoda, Chromadorea, Rhabditida, Rhabditidae. The record is from the annotation of a GenBank genome assembly.